This is a messenger RNA of Mytilus trossulus (common blue mussel), 1030 nucleotides long. RefSeq lists its product as uncharacterized. The record is from RefSeq and is a predicted model, not a curated record. The coding region runs from base 140 to 1030 and encodes 296 amino acids. Gene Ontology annotation, molecular function: protein binding. The transcript has 2 exons. Lineage: Eukaryota; Metazoa; Mollusca; Bivalvia; Mytilida; Mytilidae.
UCAGUUUCGUGAGAGGUUAGCCUGACCUGGCCUCUGAACUGAAAAGAUAUGAAUAGUUCAUUUACAAGGUUGAUUCUUAUCGAAACUUUCAGUACGAGAUAAAUACUUUUAGAGUUCAUACCACAACUUAUCUACUGAAAUGAUUCGCUCAAUGUGUCUCAGUUUUGUUUUUCUCUGUUUUACAAUAAGCCAUGUUUACGGAAAACUGGAAAACGACAGAAUUGAUUUAAAAAUCAUUUAUAAAGAAAUGUUAGAAAUGCGAGAAACAGUUCAGAAAUUAGAUAAUGUCGUUCAGCAACAAAGUGCCCGGAUAUACGAUCUAGAAACAACAGUUACCAUCCAAAGAAACCAUAUUCAAGUUUUAAUGACUGAUAAGAAAACUGACAUAGAAUAUCGAAAUAAACUGGAACGUCGUUUGAAAGUGAUUGAAAAUCAUUUUGUUGUGAGACAUUCCGAUCCGAAGGAGUAUGGUGUGAAAAGCAGUACUAUUUCUAAACACAAAAAUGUGGAUCAGCAGGAAAAUACGGAUUACAAAAGUGGAAUUGUGAAAGAACCGGUUAAUCCUAAAUUGAAUGCAAUUUCUCGGAAAGAACGUCUACUUUUACCAACAGAUAACAUAGACAGCGAUGGAUUUGUUGCGUUCUAUUCCUACAUGUCAAAACCAGAAAUUAACCCUAGUGCUCAUCUAACAUUAAUAUACGACGUCCCUAUUACAAACGUAGGAAAUGGGUACAACCAUGUGACUGGAAUCUUCACCGCACCAACGAGUGGUAUUUAUGUAUUCAUAUGGGUAACCAGAGUUUAUUCCGGGGAACAUUCUACCGAACUCAUGAUAAACAACGCCGAGUAUGGGACCACCUUCCUCAGGGCAAACAAUGGUGAUGAUGGUUCUGUAAGUGGGAACGUUGUGGCUAAUAUAACCAAGGGGGAUUCGAUCUUUGUGCGCGUCCAUUCCUCAUAUGCCGGUACUGGAUACAUUCAUAGUAAUAUACAUGGUCGUCCAUCAUUUUCUGGCUGGCUUCUACGUUGA